Argentina anserina (silverweed cinquefoil) is the source of this 297-nucleotide messenger RNA. RefSeq lists its product as uncharacterized. Gene Ontology annotation, molecular function: catalytic activity. The record is from RefSeq and is a predicted model, not a curated record. The coding region runs from base 1 to 297 and encodes 98 amino acids. The transcript has 4 exons. NCBI's taxonomy places the organism in Eukaryota, Viridiplantae, Streptophyta, Magnoliopsida, Rosales, Rosaceae.
AUGAACUCUCGCAAGCUCACUCUGGUCUCCACCGCCACCGUCUUUGGCGCUCUAGCGCCAGCAGCCUCCCAAACUCAAUUCCUCGCAAAACGGCAUCGUUCUAAGAAAUGCUCAUCUCAGAGCCCCUUUGAGCCCUCAAAACGCAAAGGAUAUUUGACAUGGGAUGAUUACUUUAUGGCGAUUGCCUUUUUGUCAGCUGAAAGAUCCGAAGAUCCCAACAGGCAGGUUGGAGCAUGCUUGGUGAGUCAAUGUGGUAUAAUACUAGGUGAGAAUGAGAUUGUUUCGCAGGAACUAUGA